Messenger RNA from Procambarus clarkii (red swamp crayfish), 1561 nucleotides. RefSeq names its product cobalamin trafficking protein CblD. Gene Ontology annotation, cellular component: mitochondrion. Lineage: Eukaryota; Metazoa; Arthropoda; Malacostraca; Decapoda; Cambaridae. The record is from RefSeq and is a predicted model, not a curated record. Gene Ontology annotation, biological process: cobalamin metabolic process.
GAAUUAAUAAUGACUUACGAGGGUUGUGAAUGCUGCCUGGUGUCAACACCAAGGUUGGUGGCUGCUGGAGUUGGCUCUGCUCGACCUUGGUAUUUUAUCCCUGUCUGCUUCUCUCCCACCAGUCUUGGCACCCCUGGAUACAUCAGUCAACAGCUACUAAAGAAAAGUUCCACCACUGGUUGCUAGUAACACAUGAGGUACCUUUUACUGGAUAAGGCACUAAGGUUACCCCAAAUAGUUAUGGCAGCUAAGCUGCUAUGCACUGGGGACCGUGGAGUUGUAGUUUAUGCGAGAAGCUUACAAUCUGUCUGUGCUGGAAUCAGGAAAUUUUCAAGUCAAGGACGCAACAACCCUAAUGAAGCCACACCUAAACCUGAUGUUAAGGAAGUUGCAGCAGAGCCACUCAACACAUGGUUAGAUAUUAAAGCUGGAAUAUUUGGGCCAAGCGACCAGCGUCUUCCUCUCCCUGGCAAUAUUGGGCUGUGUCAGAAGUUGGAGAUGAGUGAGCAGCGUCCCCUAAUAUACCAGAGGCAUAGCCACUGGAAAAUAUCUCCAGAUAUUCUCACUCGUAAGACUAAUCAUGAACACCAGAUGCAGGCACUUGGCCAGUGUAGUCCUAGUGAAGUUAAAAAUGUCAUUGAAGAACACAUACAUAGAAAUAACCCAUCGAUGCCUAAUCCAUCAGAUAUCUUAGAGUGCAAGGCCCAGCAGUGUCCUGAUCUGGUCAAAAAAGAUUUUCUUGAUUUGUUCCCUGGGCGUAACUUGAAGGAUGGACCCCUGGCUGUAGUGACUUUAAGCCAAAAAACUCAAAAUGAUAUGAGUAGCUGGUCUGAAGAUAUGGAGCUGGAGCGAGAGGAGCUUAUUGAUUAUUUUAUUCUUGCUGCUGAAGAUAUAUGCAGUAGCUUACAAGCAGAAGGAUAUUGGGCAGAUUUUAUUGACCCCACAUCUGGGCGACCUUACCUUGGAGCGUUCACUAAUGCUACAUUAUUUGAGGUUGAUGAACGUUAUCGGUACUUAGGCUUUCUCAUUGAAGAUUUGGGAUGCUGCAAAAUUAUUUCUCACCGACUCUGGGGCACUUACGUAUUUGUUGGGGCCAUCUUCACCAAUGCUCCUGUAAACUCGGAUGCCUUACAGCAAGCCCUUGGCAAACAUCAGAAGGAUCAAACAUCGAGCUAAAACCAGUACUGUAUAUAGAGAGCUCAUUCUGCUUUCUAUAUGUACAGUAUACUGUAUAUAGGACUAGUGUUGUAUAGAUAUUACAAAAAAAAAAAGGCAGUCCAGUACUAGGUACAUAUGUGAUACACACAGUAGUGUUUACAUGUUAUUAUGUCAGUAUGAAAUACUUUGGCUACAUUUUUUUUCAUAGGCUGUCAUCUCAAGAUCUAUUUGUUAGCUGGUUUACCGAAAUACACAGUGCAUUUAAUACAAAUUUUUCUUUGCAUUUAAUACAAAUUUUUUCUUUGUGUAAAAUUUAUUGUCAGGCAAGGAGAAAUGUGAAGCAUUUACAUCAAUUGUAUUUAUAUUUGGAUACUUAAUAAUAAUUACAUUCUAAAAACUCAAA